Messenger RNA from Crotalus tigris (Tiger rattlesnake), 890 nucleotides. Its product is annotated as nucleoplasmin-like. The record is from RefSeq and is a predicted model, not a curated record. Gene Ontology annotation, cellular component: nucleolus; nucleoplasm; cytoplasm. Gene Ontology annotation, biological process: chromatin remodeling. Lineage: Eukaryota; Metazoa; Chordata; Lepidosauria; Squamata; Viperidae. The transcript has 6 exons. Gene Ontology annotation, molecular function: histone binding; RNA binding; chromatin binding. The coding region runs from base 1 to 504 and encodes 167 amino acids.
AUGGCCUCAUUUUCCUCAAAUUCAGAUUCAUCUUCUAAUGAAGGAAAUCAUGUGUCUGUGUUUUGGGGUUGUGAAUUGAAUGCCACCACCCGGAGAUGUGUCGUGAAAGAAGAUGAUGACUUAUUAGAACACUUGGUAUAUUUGAGGACGGUCGCCCUGGGUGAAGAUGCUGAUGAUGAGACCCAUGUGGUGGCUGUUGAAUCAAGAAAUAUGGCCAGUGUUCCUGAGCCAGUACCGAUUGUAUCGUUGAAACAUUCUGUCUUACCAAUGGUUUGUCUUGAAGGCAUUGAAUUACUUCCCCCAGUUUCUUUUAUCCUAAAAUCAGGAAUGGGUCCAGUAUAUCUCAACGGGCAGCACCUGAUCUUGGAGGAUGACUCCGACUACGAGCCGACGGAUGAUGAAAUUCCAGAUGAUGCUGAUGUUGAUGACAACAGCUUUGAUGACGAAGAAGAACUACCAAGUCCGGAGAUGCCAGCUAAAGAGACAUCGAAUCAAAUUUCCUAACUGCAUCUGAAGGAGACCUGCCAAAGAAUCGAGUUUGGAUUGGUUCCUGCCAAUGGAUUAUUCUAAAGAAGCCUGAUUAAAAAUGUAUUGCAGUAAAAGCUGUUGUUUGCUUGUGGGUCUACCACAGUCUCCUUUUUGGAUGGGUGGUUGGGAAAGGGAGAUGCUAAAAUUGUCACCAAUGACCUGGGGUUUUUUUUUUUUUUAAUAGUGUGACUCAAGCAUAUGUUAUUUAUCAGAUUCAAGCAAGCAUGCUGUGGAACUGGGUAACACUUUUCAUUGUCCACAUUCAUGGACAAUGGUGGUCAUCAUCAAGGUUGUGAUGGGAUAGAGGUCUAGGAUCUCACUUGGCAAAAUGGGUUGGACAGUCCUAAUUGCAGCAGGACAUG